UGAAUUUUAAUUCUCUUUCUAGGUCUAACUAUGGACAAAACAGCUGAAUUGUUGAACUUCUACUCUUUCCAACAAAGUGCCAGCUCAUCCCACCCGUUUUACUCUUUUACACAACUUUCUCGUGAGUUUUCGACGACUUCUUUCUCCAAUUCCUCCUCCUCUUCACCUGCACCGACCGACUUGGUGAUUUCCCCGAACGUGGCGUACAUGGCGGCUGAGCUCAUCAUCGCUUUUUUCUCCAUUACCGGCAAUCUGCUGGUCUGCGCUGCCGUGGGAAUCAACCGCAAACUACGCACCGUCACCAACUACUUCCUGGUGUCGCUGGCGGUGGCAGACAUCUGCGUGGGCGCCAUCGCCAUCCCCUGCGCCAUCCUGACCGACGUGGGUUUGCCGCGUCACAACUUCUACCUGUGUCUGCUCAUGCUCAGCGUCCUGAUAAUGUUCACCCAGAGCUCCAUCUUCAGCCUGCUGGCGGUGGCCGUGGAGCGCUACGUCGCCAUCUUCGUGCCCUUCCGUUACAAGGUCCUGAUGAGGCCCCGCAACGCCGUGCUGGUGAUCCUCGCCACCUGGCUGCUGGCCUUCCUCAUCGGUCUCGUCCCUCUGGUGGGAUGGCACAAGACGCCGCCUGAUUCGGGCCACUGCUUCUUCGUCCUGGUGGUGGACAUGACCUACAUGGUGUAUUUCAACUUCUUCGCUUGCGUGCUCACACCCCUAGUGAUCAUGUUCCUCAUCUACGCCCAGAUCUUCGCCACGGUCAAGCGGCAGGUGAGGCGGAUUGCGUGCGAGCGAAGCGGCAGAGGGGAGGGACAAGUGAGGACUGCAGCCAGCAUGCGGCGAGAGAUGAAGACAGCGACUACUCUCUUUUUGGUUCUUUUCCUCUUCACAAUCUGCUGGAUCCCGCUUCACGUCAUCAACUGCUUCCUGCUACUGUGUCCGCGCUGCUUCGUGCCGCUGGAGCUGCUGCUCACCACCAUCAUCCUGUCACAUGCAAACUCCGCCGUCAACCCCUUCCUCUACGCGUACACUAUGACUGCUUUCAGGGACACGUUUAAGGCCAUUUUUAUGUGCUGCAGGACGGUGGGAGACAGAGAGGCUGAGGACAGAGAUGGAACGGCCGCCUGAAACAAACAACACACCUGAGCACAUCGGUGACACUUGAUUCCAUCUAAUACCAGAGGAGUCAAACUCAUUUUAGUUCAGGGGCCACAUUCAGCCCAAUUUGAUCUUAAGCAGAGCGGACCAGUGAAAUCAGAGCAUAAUAGCCGAUAAAUAAUGACAACUCGAAAUUUUUUCCUCUGUUUUAGUGUAAAAAAGUACAAUUCUGAAAAUGGUCACGUUUAAUAAAGUAUCUUUUCACAAAACAAUAUGAACAACCUGAAGUUUCUUCAGAAAAAAAUACGUGAAAUUUCAACAAUAUUAAGCCUCAUUCUAUCAUUUACACAUUACAAUUUACAGAUCACAGUGUGUCUACAAAGGUAUAAAACAUUUAGUCACAGCUAUCUGGAAGUGAACAGUAUUUUACAAUCGGUCAAGAUCUAGAAAUCAUUAUAACUUUAUAUUAUUUCCACAUCUGUGUAGUAAUCCUGACACCAUACCACACCACACCAGCCAUGCUGCUAUCUCACAAUGAUACAGAAAUCUUUAACAAAUCUGUGGAUCCAGACUAUAAGCUGCAUCACUGCUAAAAUCUAAUCACUUGGUCCUUGAGUCAUUUCUGACCUUCCCUGAAAAUUUCAUCCAAAUCUGUUAGUCUGUUUUUGAGUAAUGUUUCUAACAGACAGACAAACCAAUCCCGAUCGUCACAUAAUUCUGCUGCUUUCCUGGGCAUCAGCUGCUGACUCACAUUAUAUCGCACCAGGUUCAAUGUCUUUAAAUAUUUUCACAGUGAGGAUUCAGUUUCACCUCUGUAAUUUUUACACUUUGCAAAGUCGUCCCGUUGGCCGGAUUGGACCCUCUGGAGGGCCGGUUUUGGCCCACGGGUCUUAUGUUUGACACCCCUGGUCUAAACGCUUCACGGCACCACAUCUCUCAACGUCUCGAUC
Molecule: messenger RNA, 2042 nt
Organism: Acanthochromis polyacanthus (spiny chromis)
Lineage: Eukaryota; Metazoa; Chordata; Actinopteri; Pomacentridae
Product: adenosine receptor A1-like
Exons: 1
Coding region: 31-1122 (363 amino acids)
Biological process (GO): vasodilation; G protein-coupled adenosine receptor signaling pathway; adenylate cyclase-activating G protein-coupled receptor signaling pathway
Cellular component (GO): membrane
Molecular function (GO): G protein-coupled adenosine receptor activity
Source: RefSeq, a predicted model, not a curated record